CGUUCAUAUAGCUUCCCAUAUUGUCGAAGAGUUAGAUAACAUAAUACUAGCGUGGCUUGACCCUUUUCGACUGUUUAUAAUACCACAUUAUCUGUUUUACGGAUUAAACUGCAUACAUUCAAGAUUCAUCAACCAUGUUUGAGAUCCUCCCGACGGACGCCCCUUCCGUCUCGACGUCCCUGUUCGCCACUCUUGCGGCCCUGUGUCUCUGGCAGCUGUGGUCGUGGUUCAGGCGCUACCGGAAGUGGGUAGCGCCCUACAAACUCCUGCCCAUGGACACUGACACACACUGGUUUUUUGGACAUAUGCACAAGCAUCCAGGUCCAAGCGAAAAGGGUAUCGCUUUCCAGCUGAGUUUCACGCGCCCAUUUCCGGUUCUGCACGUGCUCUGGUUCGGCUGGAUUCGACCAAUCAUAAUCGUCCAUCAUUCAGACAGUAUCCGACCAGUGCUAAAGGCUUCAGCGCAAAUAGCCAUUAAGCCCCGCGGUCCGGGUACCGCCUACAUGCUCGGUAUCAAAUGGCUCGGGGAGGGGCUGCUGAUUUCCAACGGAAAUAGAUGGGCGCGUAACCGCCGCCUCCUGACGCCCGCCUUCCACUUUGACAUGCUGCGCUCCUACCUCGGAAUCCAGAACGCGUGUACAGACGUUCUGCUGGGUAAACUGGACGAACUUGCCGAAGGACAAACGUCUUUUGAGGCUUUCCGGCACCUUGGUUUGUGCUCCCUUGACAUCAUAAACCAGAGUGUCUUCUCCUAUUGCACAGACUGUCAGCUGCAAGGAGAGAACAACCCAUACGUGCAUGCAGUCCAACGCCUCUCUGACCUUUGGAUCAAACGGUCCUUGCGUGUCCAUGAGUCGUUCGAUUUUGUUUACUUUAACUUCACAAAGGAGGGUCGAGAAUUUCAGCGCCUAUGCGACUAUGUCCACUCUGUGUCCAGCAAUAUCAUUGACCAGCGGAAACAGAAACUAGCUUCGGAGGGUAAUGAAGAUGAAGAAACCUCAGGUCUUGAUUUUCUGGACAUCAUCUUGAAAGCGAAGGAUGAUGACGGACGUGGGCUGACUCCUCUUGAGGUCAGGGACGAGGUGGACACAUUCCUGUUUGAAGGUCACGAUACAACGGCGUCUGCAAUGAGUUUCCUGAUGUACGCGCUAGCCGCACACCCGGACGAACAAGCCCGCUGCCGUCAGGAGAUUGACGAUAUAUUGGAGGGGAGGGAUUCUGAUAUAUUGCAAUAUCAGGAUCUUGCGCGACUGGAUUACUUGAGUACAUGUAUAAAGGAGGCCCUUCGGCUCUACUGUCCCGUGUUCUUCAUUCAACGUCAGAUGACUGAGGCCAUAAACAUAGAGGGAUUUACCAUUCCAGAAGGCUCGCAUGUAGCUAUCGACAUCUACAACAUCCAUCACAAUGCGUCUAUGUGGGGUGAGGAUUAUGACAACUUCCGACCCAGUCGCUUCGAGGGGGACGCUGCCAGAGAUAUGGACCCCUUCGCCUUCGUGCCCUUCAGCGCCGGACCCAGGAACUGUAUUGGUCAAAACUUUGCCAUGAACGAGAUGAAGGUCGUGAUAUCGAGACUCUUACACCGGUACGUUCUCUUGUUAUGUUUGGAUUUGAGUUUUCCUUGAAACCUGGUCACGUGAUGCGGAAGAAGCUGUCCGUUGUCAUGAGAACCGAGGAUGGAAUAUGGCUGGAUAUCAAACGGCGGGAGAAGUGAAAGGAUGAUCGGUGUUCAAGCUUGAGCCCUAUAUUUGCCUAUUCAAACAGUUAAAUAGUUCUGGGAUAUUAAACACUGCGCUAGAUCAUGUGUGCUUGUGCACAGCUGCUGGCGUACGGCUAUGGAAACGUUUGUAUUCAGCUAAUUGAAACUAGGUACACUCAUGUUUACAUAUUAAUGAAAACAUUUUGAUAAUUUUGAUGUCAGUUUUGAUGUAAGCAAUGUUUAAUAUGAUUAUUUCUCUUAAGUGUCCAUUGUAUUUUUUCAAAAUGCAAUUUACUAUCGGAUUUUUUACACUGUUUAUCAAAGUCUUUGCUGAAACGGUGCUUGUGAUUUUUACCCAUUUUUUACAUUUAUAAGAUUUUUCUCUCGAAAUAUUAAAUAAAUUUUCAUCUCGCUUAACUCUUGAAUAUCUGCAUACAAAACUUAUUUUUCUUUAUAGGUUCUGUUUAAGAGGAACAUCUUAGGACAACAAUCUAAAAUAUUGAACUGUAAUGUUAGGUGUCUAGGUUCAUAUGUUAAAUUGUUUUGACGAUUUAAAUAAUGCAGACAAAUUAAAUAUCAAUUAAACGAUUAAAUAGAGGAUACUUGUUUGAUUCAGUGAAAGAUAGUAACAUAUUUCACCGAGUGAACACCAAAGGCUAUAUUUCAUGAGUGGCAUAGCUAUGAGUGAAAUAUUUACUUUUGGUGUUCAUGUGGUUAAAUAUAUUCGUUCUUAAACUGAAACCAACAUUUUUUCUUUGCAUUAUGUGUCUAAUUUUUAGAAAAGCGCGCCAAAAUAUAUGCGAUCGUAAUGCCAUUUCUGAAAUUAUUUUGUUGAAAUUGUGCCCCAGUCCGGAGCGCGCUGAUGUUUGUUUUGGAAUCGAUAACGGGCUCAUUUUAAAACAGUGAAAAAUAUUUUAAUGUUAUUUCACUGUUUGAAACAGUAAAAUAUCACAUAUAUUUCACUGGAAAAAAAACUAUAAAUCACGGGAAAGCAUUAUUUUAUAACAAGUCUUAAUCAUCGUGCAAUAGCACUAACACAGGACAAAAUUAAAUGUUACGGGUACGAAGCCACGAGUCAAAUAUUUAUUGCAGUGCUCACUCAUAUCAAUGAAAGACUGAAUACUGUCUUUCGUCCUAUGGCAUCCCAUUCGAUUGCUUUAUUAUCUAUGUCAAAUGUCUCAUUUCUAUUAAACGUUAACAUGGCCUUAUAAUUGCAUCUGACAAAUAACAAACGACGUGUGUUUUGUUGGUAGCAGUAUGCUAUACGGAUAUAUUUGAAACCUUGAAAAAAAACUUCCUUUCAUUCCUUAUUAAAGUAUUCGAAUUACAAGGUUAAAAUAGUUUUCAUUUUCAGUAUUUUUAUUUGCUUAUUACCAUUGUUUACUCUUUGACUCAUUAUUAAAUUGAUUUGAAAGUGUU
Molecule: messenger RNA, 3115 nt
Organism: Mya arenaria
Lineage: Eukaryota; Metazoa; Mollusca; Bivalvia; Myida; Myidae
Product: ultra-long-chain fatty acid omega-hydroxylase-like
Exons: 13
Coding region: 135-1622 (495 amino acids)
Molecular function (GO): oxidoreductase activity, acting on paired donors, with incorporation or reduction of molecular oxygen; iron ion binding; monooxygenase activity
Source: RefSeq, a predicted model, not a curated record